Messenger RNA from Leptopilina boulardi, 3456 nucleotides. Its product is annotated as ras-related protein Rab-30-like. The coding region runs from base 289 to 939 and encodes 216 amino acids. Lineage: Eukaryota; Metazoa; Arthropoda; Insecta; Hymenoptera; Figitidae. The transcript has 3 exons. Gene Ontology annotation, molecular function: GTPase activity; GTP binding. The record is from RefSeq and is a predicted model, not a curated record.
AGCAAGUCUGUAGUAUGUGGUUGCAGACUCUUUGUGAUGCUUCCUCAGUUCAAUUGUUUUUAUCAUUAUACUCUAAAAACAAUAAAAGAAAGACUAAUAUACAUGUAUAUCUCUACAAGAGUAUUUUAUCAUUAUUUAAUAAAUUCCAUUCAAAGAGUAUAAGAGAUUUUUCUUUUAGAAUGCCAUAACAAUUUUUAAAUAUAUAUAUUAUUUGAAUAUUUUGUUAUUGUAUUUUUUAACGCCCUUGGCGUUUUAUUCAAUUAUGCGCAUUGAAAAAGUUUAAUUAAAAUGAAAUUCAUAGAAGCAAAAGUUGUAACAUUAGGCCAAUGGGGUGUUGGAAAAUCUGCCGUAGUUCAAAGAUAUGUCAAAAAAUCAUUUGAACCUGCCUAUAGAAAUACAAUUGGAACAUGUUUUCUCUUUUGUAAAUUAAAUAUUGAAGACAUAAAUCUGACAUUACAAAUUUGGGAUACAUCAGGAGAAGAAAGAUACAAAGCAAUAUUGCCAAUGUACUAUAGAGCUGGAAAUGCAAUUUUAUUGAUUUUCGAUUUAACAUCAUAUGAAUCGUUCACAAAAACAAAAACACUUAUUUCUGAAUUAAACAAAUAUUGCGAAAAUCAUGUCGUUCUGCUUUUAAUAGGCAACAAACUUGAUUUGAUAGAAAGGCGAGAAGUGUCCGAAAAAGAAGCAAAAGAAUUUGCUUCUUCAAUUGAUGUUUCAUAUUAUGAAGUAUCAGCAUUAACAAAUUAUGGAAUUGAUGAUGUUUUUCAGAAGGUAGCUUCUGAAUUGGUUAAUUUAAUUAAACAAGGGAAAAAGACAAGUAUGAAUUUUUAUCAAUGUGAAAAAUUAGUUGAUAGAAGUCAAAAGCAAAUUAUAAAAGUGCUAAGUGAUUCAAAUCAAGUGAACGAAAAAAAAAGGAAGAAAAAAUGUUCCUGCCAAUAAUUAAUUAUUUAUAAUUCUUUUUAUAGUUUUAUAUAUAUUACAAUUAUUUUGUAUUUUUAUAUAACAUUGCGUUAAUUUUUUAUAUAAAAUUAUAUAGGUUAGUAUUUUUUUUUUUUUACUAAGAAGGGAAAUUCCAUAAAUUUUUUAAUAUUUUAUUUUUUAUCAAUUUUUAAAUAAUUAUUUUAUGCAAAACUUGUUAGGUUAUAUGUAUAUCUAUAAUAUAAUUAUAGAUGAUACUAUUCGUUAUUUUACUGAUAUAGUUAAAAUUAAUAGAAUUUUUAAACAUUAAAAACUGAAGAUUUUAAUCGUUAUGUUUCAAAUGAUACACGUACAUAUAGAAAAGCUGGGGUUAUUUAUAUGAUUUUUUGGGCAUGAAACCUUUUGGUACAAUUUACUUAACAAUAAAUUUAGAUAUAAAAAACUAAAACUAAUUAACUAAUAUUGAAGGAUUAUAAGCAUAAAAUUGAAUAAGAUAAUUAAAAUUAAAAAGUUCAAAAUUUCGGUAAAAGUAAUAUGUUACAACUUAACAACCAACCCCUAACUCAUCUAACAAAGUUCAAUUCUGUUUUAAGGGGAGUCAUAAUCUUCAUUUUGAAUCAUUUACAUUUUAAUGAUCGUAGGAAGAUAUAUGUUUUUUCUUGCAUCAUUUGGGUCCCUAAAAACAUACAGGAUGGUCAAAAAAAUAAAAUUUUAAUUUUUGACAAUUUUAGAAAUUAAUUUCUUAAAAAAAAAUUAAUAUUUUAAAUAUCUAUCUUCUUUUUCAAUUUUAACUAUUUUUCAUCGACAAUUUUUUUAAUGAUUCUUAAGAAUCUCUCGCAUGGAUUUUCAAAAAAUUUUAAUCUUUUCAAGAAAAAAAAGAAAAUAUCAAUUAAAACAUCAUUGCAAUCUUCUAUUAAAUAUGUAUAUUUCUUUCACAAUUUUAAAUAUUUUUCAUUGUCAAAUUUUUUCCACACUUUUUUACUGAUUCUUUAGAAUCUCUCGCAUGGAUUUUCAAAAAUAUUAAUUUUUUCAAAAAAUAAAAAUUUUAAAAUGGUCAAAAAUUAAAAUUUUCUUUUUUUGACCACCUUAUAUGUUUUUCAGAACCCAAAUGAUUCAAGAAAAAAAAUAUAACCUCGUUUAAUAAUUUAAAUUUAAGUGGGUCAAAAUAAAGGUUGUGACUCCCCUUAAGUUAAAGAAAAACGUAAUAAUCAGUUUUUAAAUUGAAUGCAAAAUAAAAAAAGAACACUUGUAUUAUAUUAUUGUAAAAAAUUUAUGGAAAAUCUACAUUUUAAGGGUAUGUGGGCAAAGGACGUUUUUUUAUGGUUUGAAACUUUCUCUGAAAUAAAAAAUGAUUUCGGAUUAAAAUUUUGGACAAAUGAUUUUGUUUGGUACAAGGAAUCUCGCUGUUCUACUCAUUUACCAUAACUUAACGCAAAAAUAAUAAAAAUAAAGCAAUAAAUAGUAAAAAAAUGUAUUAUAUCGUAGUUCAUUCAGCGGCCACUUGUUCAAAUUGGCGCUGUUUACUGGAGCACUGACGAACUCAAGCAACGUCUGUGUAUGCGCCGCCAUGUUUCUUUCUAUUUUCGUUUAAAAAUCACACUUUUUAAACUUCAUUUUUUAAUAAUUCAACGCAAAAUUAUGUAUUUUUCGGAGAACAGCGAGAUUCCUUGUACCCUAAUCUAUCAUCCCUCAAAAUUUUAGACAAAAAUCUUUUUUUAUUUUAGAGUAAGAUGUAUACUACCAAAACUUGGUCACGUGAGAGGUUCCCACAUACCCUUAAAUUUUAUGUUCAUUUAAAAUAUAUAUUUUUUUUAAUUUCUUUUGAAAUUUUUACAAAAUUUACUGAAAAGUAUUACAUAUUGUAUAGGUAUACCAGUAUUUUCAUAACCAGGAUUCUAUUUAAAAAAAAUACACAAAAUAACUUUUAUAAAUUAUAUAUACGAAAUGUGAAGAAAUAUUUUUAUAAACAAUUUUUUUAAAUCUUUUAUUAUUUGUAAUUUAUAAAACAAACUAUAUAUAUAAAAUCUAAAAGCGUAUCAAUAAUUGAUACUUAUUAUUGUAGUUUUUUAUAAUUUCGUAAAUUAUAUAUAAAAAUAUUUAUAGCUUCAAGAAAUUUUUAUUAGAUCGAAACCAAAAUUUUAAUAUAUAUACAUAUUAGGCUUAACGACUGAAAACGCUCAUUAAGCAAAAAAGUGGACGACAACGUGAAAUUCGUGUUGUGCAAUAUAUUUUUCAGUUCGGCUUCCAUAACUUAAAUGAAGCAACAAUUAAAAACAAUUUAUGUCAAAUUUUUUAUUUCUUUUUAGUUAUGGAAACCUCAGAUAUAUAUAAUAUUAUAAUUAUUGUAUGUAUUAAUUAUUAAAAUCCUGGUAUAGGCUCAACAAAACGAUAAUUAUGCGCAAUGUGAUCAUUUUUAUUUCAACAUUUUUAAUUAAACUUAAUUUGUACUCUUAUAAAAUAUAUAUCUGUGAUCUUUUGAAUAAUGUACAUCUAUAUGCAUUACUAUACAUUUUAUAAAUGUUCAUUUUAAAUUGUUAU